Messenger RNA from Cuscuta campestris, 709 nucleotides. Lineage: Eukaryota; Viridiplantae; Streptophyta; Magnoliopsida; Solanales; Convolvulaceae. The record is from the annotation of a GenBank genome assembly.
GCACAAAAACAGGAAAGUGGACGAAAUAUUAUGUACUCCGUAUUACUUAAAGAAAGUUGUGUUUUUUCAAUAUAUAUCAGGUUUCUCCGGCAUCCUAGAAAAUGGCACUGUCCUCAGCUUUGCGCGGUAUAUUAGGGGGAUGUUUGGCACAUUCACCAAACCAUGUAUCUCAACUUGCUUCGGUUCGACUCUGUUCAACCCUGACUACCUCUAAGCUCUUCAUCAGUGGUCUUGCUAGACACACUUCAGACGAAGGCCUAAGGAAAGCAUUCGAGCCAUUUGGGAAUCUCGUUGAGGCUAAAGUUGUUACAGAUAGAGCUACCGGGAGGUCCAAGGGGUUUGGGUUUGUUACCUACGAAACGAUUGAAGAGGCUCAAAAAGCUCGGGAAGGACUGAAUGCUAAGUACUUGGACGGUUGGGUCAUUUUUGUGGACCCCGCCAAGCCGAGGGAGUUUAGGCCUCCGCCUCAAGUUGAGCGGGAGGCGCCGAGUUUGGGUAUCAUGAGCAACAAGACCGUCGGUUGGUCUGGUUGACACUUUUGUGGAUUUCUGGGUAUUGAGAAUAGUGUUAAUUUUUUGGUAAUGGGUUGUGGAAGAGGUCCUUGAUGCAACACAUUGUGAUUGAUUAAUAUGUGGGAGAUUUCAUGUCUUUAGUUCAAAAAAUGUAGCACAUUGUGACACUUAUAAUUGGCGCUGCUUUCUUUGUUUUG